CAUAUUACAAGCAGGGGCGGACUGACAACUCAUGGGGCCCCCGGGCAAUAGGGGAUCAUGGGGCCCCUGUGUCUUUGCCCAAACAAAAAAACCUAUGAAAAAGGUACCAGGGGCAUCUCAUGGGGCCCCCUACUGACCCCGGGCCCUCGGGCAGUGUCCGAGUUCUCGGAUGGUCAGUCCGCCCCUGGUAUAAAGUACCAAGACCAUUAUUGUAACAGCAGGACAAUCAGAGAGCUAAUGUAUUCAGUAGGAGAGUUCAGUGAGCUUUCUUACCACAUGGCAGGUUUCCUUUAAACAAAUAAUUUAUUUCUGUUAUUAGUGUUUUCUGUG
Staurois parvus is the source of this 330-nucleotide messenger RNA. Lineage: Eukaryota; Metazoa; Chordata; Amphibia; Anura; Ranidae. The record is from the annotation of a GenBank genome assembly.